AUGUCUUCACUCUUUCAGCCAAGACCAGUGCUGUCAUCACAGCGUUACUCACAGUCACCAGACUAUGUUGAUACCAGACGUAGUAUCCAUAAUGGCAGACUACCUCUUCGAGAGUCCACUGGCAAUGCUCAAUCCCACAGCUUUAAUGGCUUAGUCUCUUGUUAUCAGAAUCAGGUGGCCUUAGCACCAUCUAUGCAAACCACUAUUCCUGCUCCCAUGGUUCCUUCACAAUCCCUCGAUUGCCUUUACAGAGUUCCGACUCCUCGUCAACAGGCUCGUUUUCAGAGGAGGCCCAAGACUUCCGUCAAUCCCCUCUACUUCUGGCCAGCUUUCCGCCAGUAUCGUAACAGGCAGGCUCACAAAGAUACCCAAAAGGACAAGGGUGGCGUCUGGCGUCGACCGGAGCUUGAAGAUGCCUUCGUCGACUCUGUACUGCUCAUGCCUCACAUGGGCCGCCGCAAGUUCUCCAUGGGAGGCAAACUCCACGGCCGCAACAUGCUGAUCAGCGAGUACAUCUUUGUGAUUUGCAUUGCUCUCUUGGGGAGCAAGGAGAUUUUCCGAAUCGACAAUAGUAAUGAAAGCAUCGAACAGAUGGGACGCAAACAAGUCUCCAGCCAUAUGCAAGUGGUGAAGAAGUUUUUCGAAGAUCUUCGUUGCUUCCACUUUUUGUUCCCGUCAGAGGAAAAGAAGGAGCCCGGCUCGACAAACUCGGAUGACGGCUAUGACGAAGAAGAGCAGGAGUCAUUCAAGUCGAACCCUGUUCUUACAGCUCUGGCAGAGGGCCGAGUUCCCGACGUCAAACCCAACUAUGAGUACUUCUCCCAGCUUCUGGCCUUGCAGUCAUCCAUCUGCACACGACCGAAGACGUGUGAGAUUUUUGUCUCGUCUUCUGAUAUCAAGAUUCGGGAUGAUGUUGCCUACGAUGCUCAUGAUACCCCCCUGGACCAAGCGUCCUUCCCUCACUUGAAUAAGUACACCAACUGUGACGACAGUCCCAACGUCCUUGGCAAGGAUGUCCUUUUGCACGAGUACACUCGAUCUCUUGACCGAACCACGUCCGCCUGCGCCAAGUCUGUGACCCGGCGAUGGCAGAAUGAUGCCCCUGCCAUGUUUGAGACUCUCGAGCUUCCCUCUAGAGACGAGGAGUGCUUGCUGCUAGAGAUGUGCGCCACUCUGGAAUUGCACGAACAUGCCAAGUUCCCGUCUGGAUCGGAGCUCACGGGGUUUGUCGAGGUUGCUAUUACGCAGCCUGCUCUGCAGAACCAUCGGUGGAAGUGCAUCACACGCCUUACGAGACCCGCAGAGCUCCACAGCGAUGAGGGCAAGCAUGGUGUUUACACAAAUGACAGCGGAAUCCACCGCCGUGGAUGCAGCGAUUCCAAGGCGGAGUGCGAGUGCCACACCCGCCCUCGUCAGGAUAUUCACGUUCCUUUCCCUGCAGUGGAGUGGGCCAGCAUUCUUAGCAUGGCGGUGCAAUAUCCCGACGUUGAGCACCAGCGCCUGAAGGAGAAGCGACGCAAGUAUGCCGAUGGCGACGGCAAGAAGGAACUCGAGAGAGCUGGCAGCAAGCGCAAGCGCUCCGAGGAUGAAGGCGACGCUGCCUCGUGGACUCGCCGAGAACUGACUGGCAGCGACUUGAUUUGCAAGGUGGCCAUGUACCAGGAGCUCUGGUCUUGCGCGCCCGAUUCUACGCAGUGGACUCGCCAGGCAAUCAUCUUUUGGAGAUUCAACACGACCAAUCAGUGGCACAAGUACAACCCGGUCUUCAAGCCUGCUGGGACUACCUGGCGAUGGCUGACUAUCAAUGACCCAAUGUCCCGGUACCAUCAGCAAAAGGCGCUGGUCUAUCCAACGGCAAACGUCUCUAGAGAUGCUCUCAUGUCGCCAACUCCCACCAUCCACCAACACUUGACAGCAGCAAUGAAUGAGACUUUCAACUCUUGGGACCAAGGCAGCAGCGCGCCUCACGUGCCACAUGUUCCGCCUCUGCAAACCCCCAACAACAGCAUCGGGCUUUUUGAUUCAUUCUCCAACGGACUAGCCACGCCACCACCAACGGCAACUCUGCCCCCGGCAUAUCCCACGGGAAAUUUUGACAGCCGAAGCGGGAGUUUUGAUGCUCGUAGUGCCAGCUUUGAUACCAGAAGUGGUUCGUUUGAUGGCAACCUGGGGCCGAACAAUGGAGUAGCAUUCCUCCCAACGACCGGUCCGCCACCGCAACACGAGCGCCAGCCAACAGCCCUUGGCAACAACAACCAGCCUUUCUUCGACGGACAGCAGUCCUUCUCCGAGGUGAAGCCAAUCAACACAGCGGUCAACUCUUACAUGACGGCCAGCACCUCGCUCGAACUCCCCAACCAGCUCGUCUACGACAACUCUGGCGUGGAUGCCAGCAACAUGCAAGGAUGGGACAUGUCUGCCCUAGACGGCUGGUCUGCAGCAGCUUCGGCACCAGGCAGCGCCACGGCAGAAUGGGGACCAAAUACCAAGGUUGAAUCCCAUGCGGGAGAUCAUCACGGUGCCAUGUGGGCUCCUCCCCAUUGGCCCCUAUCUGCAGGAGCAGCGCCCAGCUCCCACGAGCGAGGUGCGAGCCCUCGACCCCUCAAGAGACGGAGAGAGACUAUGGACGUUCAUGUGCCCGUCACUGCUGGAUGGUGA
This is a messenger RNA of Metarhizium brunneum ARSEF 3297, 2658 nucleotides long. RefSeq names its product Conidiophore development regulator abaA (gene AbaA). Gene Ontology annotation, molecular function: RNA polymerase II cis-regulatory region sequence-specific DNA binding; DNA-binding transcription factor activity, RNA polymerase II-specific. Gene Ontology annotation, biological process: regulation of transcription by RNA polymerase II. Gene Ontology annotation, cellular component: transcription regulator complex. Lineage: Eukaryota; Fungi; Ascomycota; Sordariomycetes; Hypocreales; Clavicipitaceae. The record is from RefSeq and is a predicted model, not a curated record.